Ceratotherium simum simum (southern white rhinoceros) is the source of this 724-nucleotide messenger RNA. Lineage: Eukaryota; Metazoa; Chordata; Mammalia; Perissodactyla; Rhinocerotidae. The record is from RefSeq and is a predicted model, not a curated record.
CAGAGCAGCCGUAGUAAAGGCCCUGGGCCCCUCCUGUUCCUGAGAACUAUCUCUGCUGCAGAUGGUGCAGCCACUGCUACCACUGGCACCUGCCAGGCUGCUCUAUUCCUCUUGUUCCUUGGAGAAGACUCUGCAAUGCAGCUGUUCCUUCCAUGGGAUCCCCACACCCUACGUGCAGUGGUGGAUGGGAGGUGUUCUCAUGGGUGUGAAUGGCACACAUGGAGGCAUCCAGGUGAAUUCCACCAUGCUUGGCCCCUGGGCCAACAGCACUAUCAGCCUGACCGAGCAGCCAGAAACGGGCACAAGACUUCUCUGUGAGGGGAGGAACCCAAGUGGAGCCCAUGCUUUGAGCAUCCUACUGAUGUCAAGAAGGAGUUCUUUGGUUCCUCCGACUUUCAUGAAAGGGCUGAUCCAGGGCGUUGUCUGUGGAGUCAUUGUGAUUGCGCUGCUCUACCUCUGCCUCAUGCCUCUUGUAGUGAAACAUAUUAGAAUGAAGCAGGCAAAGAAAAUUGGGGAGAUCAAAGCAGAAAAGAGCCCUAAAGUCAGAGCAUGCCAAGAACCCAAGAUGUCUCUGAAGCCUGAAGAACCAGAAAAAUCCAUAAUCACCGCAUCUUCUGAGAGCCGGAUAUUGAUGCUGCAGACCGACCGGUUCUCCUUCGAGGUCCUCCCGCCACGCGCGCCGCGCCCCGGCCCAGCAGCUCCCGCGCGCAUCCUCAGGCCCUGA